Molecule: messenger RNA, 3655 nt
Organism: Klebsormidium nitens
Lineage: Eukaryota; Viridiplantae; Streptophyta; Klebsormidiophyceae; Klebsormidiales; Klebsormidiaceae
Source: the annotation of a GenBank genome assembly
AUUUUCAGCUUGAUCAGAGAGGAACUGUCAGCGAGCAAGGAGACAAGGGGUGUGCACGAUGACAGGGAACGGUCGCUGAAGCUGCAGCUGCCCGCAUGAGCAGCCUCUUUGGAAGGGUGCCAGUGGCAGGAUGCCAGCCUUUUACCACCAAAAUGGGCCCCGCUUGCAGAUCCCUCUGAAGAGCCAGGCAAAACGAACGGCGCUUGGUGGCAAUGUGUUUGAUAGUUACGGGGGCGAGAAGAGAGCCAGGCCGAAUGGCUCGGCCAGCAGCGGACAGCUCCACGAGAGGGACGAAAAUGGUCAGGAUGUUGUUGGCCCGCUGUCAAUGCAGGAGCGGUUGCGGCUGGCGGGUGCUAGCUCAGACGCGGGCCCUUCUGAGCCGCAGCAGCAUAGCGCACGGCUAGAUCAUAGCACGAGUGGUGAUGGCUCGGGAGUGCAUGUGAGUGCCAAUGGAGGGGCGGGGACUGGUAGUACUGGGGCAGCAGGACUAGGGGUCCUGUCCUCAGACUGCCAGCCUGUGGAAGUGAGCAUGUAUCUUGAUGUCCCACAGCCUGGUGUUGGCCUCACAAACCUAGGGAACACGUGCUACCUGAACUCGGUUCUGCAGUGUCUGCUGCACACAAGGCCUCUUCACAAUCUGCUGCUGGAGCGCUACCACUCAGAACACUGUGAGUAUGGUCAUGGUAGAGCAGACGGUUUCUGCCCCCUUUGCUUGCUGGAGAGACGCCUCCGAGGCAGCUUUUUCACCGAGCCCAAGCACCCGCGGCCGCUGGCCAUUGCCAAGAACCUCCACCGUAUCCUGAACACACAUGGACUGGUUCUCGUUCUUCGUAUCGGGGAGCAAGAGGACGCGCAUGAGUUGCUGCGACUGAUGAUUGAUUCUUGCCACCGCACCUGCCUACUGCAGCAGAGAGGACUUCCCAUGACUGCACUAAAACGAUUCGAGGACAGGACUGGAAAGGUCCCCACAGUCAUAUCGGACAUAUUCGGGGGCGUGUUGCAAAGUCAGGUCAAGUGUCUAACCUGCAAUUUCGAGUCCAACAAGCGCGACGUGUUCAUGGACCUCAGCCUGGACCUCGCCCCCUCCACGCACAGCGUCUACGCGGCGCUCCAGGCGUUCAUUACGCCGGAGAGGCUGGACGGCGCCAACAAGUACCGCUGCGAGCGCUGCAAGAAGCUCUCGGCUGCACGCAAGCAGAUGCAGAUUCUGCGGGCGCCCAACGUGCUUGUCAUUCAGCUCAAGCGCUUCGAGAACAUCUGCGGCGGCAAGAUCACGCGCCACGUGCACUUCAGCGAGACGCUCAGCCUGGCGGGGUUCAUGGCCCCCGGCUCCCGCGACCCCCCCCCCGAGUACACCCUGUACGCGCUCAUCGUACACGAGGGCAGUACUCAGCAGCUGGGGCACUACUACGCGUGCGCAAAGGCCUCCCGCGUCUGGUACUGCUUCAACGACUCGAGCGUGCGCCCGGUGCACUGGUCGGACGUGUCUCGCCAGGGGGCGUACAUUUUGUUCUAUCUUAGGACCCGCCCCCCCGGGUCGGUGUUUUUCUACCCCCCAAAAAGCCAGGUUCUGACAAAAGAGAGCGCCGGAGGUGCUGCCCGCGUGAAUAAACAGCAACCGCCGGAGGGCAAUCGGGGCGCUGUAGAGUCACCGGUCAGCGCCAAAACGGGACGGACAGAGGCAGGAGGCACUUCGACAGGGCCUCUCAUCGGCCCCCAGUUGCCACCUGGUUAUCGAGGCCCUGUCAAGCAACCGGGGAGUGCUGAAGUAGGGCGGGCGAACCUCGGAAACGGUGCGGCAGCUGCAGCGGUAGGGCCUCUAUACGGUCCCCAGUUGCCACCUGGCUAUCGGGGCCCUGUCGAGCCACCAGCAAACAGUGAAGGAGGGCGGGCGGGGCUCGGAAACGGUGCGGCAGCUGAGGCGGCGGGGCCUCUUUACGGGCCCCAAUUGCCACCCGGUUCUCGGGGCCCUGUGGAGUCGGGAACGGGCGCGGGAACAGUGCAGACGGAAGUCGGAAGCAGUGCGGCGGCGCUGUCGGCAGGGCCCUCUUACGAGCCCCAACUUCCCCUGAAUUUUCUGGGCCCUGUGGGAUCGAUCAGCGAGCCCGAGUUAGCAGGAUCGAAGAGUAGAGACGAGAGAGGCGCACUCUCAGCAGGGCCUUCUUGCGAACUCCCGACGCCUCUGGGCCCUGUUGGCGUAAGUGGCGGGACCGGUCAGUCAAAUAGUGAAAGCAGCAGCCAGAUGAAGGGACCUCCAGCAAGGCCGGUCCCUCCGCUGCCAAUCCCUCCAGAAACGCCCCCCUUGCCACAAGGCCUUGUCAGUCAAGCCGUGACUGCGGAAGGCAAUCAAGGGGGGCGGUGCGAGCGGGGCGGGACAGGGCCCCCACUGUCACCAGGGGGCGCGGUCGAAGGUGCGGGGCGAAAGAUGCUGAACCCUAGCCUGGACGGAAAGCCUCUUGCUGAUCCGUGCGACAAUUCAGGAGGGGCUGAUCACGCAGUCAGCGUCACAACCAACGGUUCAGUGGAUCAGGCGGGCCGGGCUGAGUCCAACGGGGGUGACGUCAGCGUCCCGCUUGGGGAUGACGUCUGCAUGUCUGGGAGUAAGAUGGGGGCAGCUGGCGAGCGCGAGCCGCACAGUCUGAAGCGCAGACUGUCCGGAUCAGACGCGCCGGUAGCCCCCGAGUCGAAACGAAAAGUGUCCAAAAGCGAGAGAAUGUUCGAUGUCGAGGUUGACGGAAGACUGAAAAGUGGGGAAGACAACAGAGGGGGUCUGAUAUGUGAAGCUGCCGGGGGCGGCGACACGCAGGAUACCGUCGAGCAUAGAGCGAGUGUUGCGGGUGCGGGGGAUGGGGUUGCAGCUGGAGAUCUGGUCAUGCCAAGUGUCAUAGGAUUAGGGAAUGGAAUUGGCCAGGAAGGCUCGAAACUGGGAUCCGGCGGCGUUGGGAAAGAUGUGCAGACUGGGAACUCAACGGGGCAGGGACGCGAGGCGGCUCGAUUGGGGUCGAGGAAGAUCGACGGCGGCGAGGGGGUGGUGCGAGCAGCAGCGAGCGGUCCCCCUCAACCGGAUACGCUUUUGAACGGUGGGGAGGGUAUGUCAACGAGGCCACAGGGCGCUCUGGUCGAGGUCCAUGGCGCGCCAGGAGGACACAUGGAUGCGGGCGGGAAAGUGGAGAUUGUUGAUGCGUCCGCUUGGUCGCUAGCGUUCUCGUACGGCUCAGACGACGAUGAGGAGCGCGAGGAAACCCUAAAGAAGGCUGGUGUUAUUGGCCUCAGUUCGUCAGCUUGCCCGGUUGAGGGAAGGAUAUUUGACCAGGGCUUGAAAACGGACCACAAGCCUCUACCCGGGUUGGUGGAAGCUGAGUCUCUGCUCCAAGGGGGGCCUGGUUUGGGCAUCUUCGGCUGGUCUAAGACAUAAGCUGGGAGAAGCACAUCUGGUUUACGAAUCUUAAGAGGUUGAUCGAUACUAAGGCACAGUCUUGGUUGCACCCUCUCUGAAGCUCCUUGGACCUAUGAUUGGCUAGUGUUUGUUAUAGCCACUUUGAAGGACUAGCUCGAGGAAACCCACAAUGAUGGCCUCAAAAUCUAAGACUGAUUGGAAACCAAUGCUGGCGGAUACUUGGCAUGUAAUCCAUGCAUGUAUGGGCGUGUGCAGCGC